Neocloeon triangulifer is the source of this 894-nucleotide messenger RNA. RefSeq names its product DNA damage-regulated autophagy modulator protein 2-like. Lineage: Eukaryota; Metazoa; Arthropoda; Insecta; Ephemeroptera; Baetidae. The record is from RefSeq and is a predicted model, not a curated record. Bases 91 to 855 code for a protein of 254 amino acids. The transcript has 6 exons.
AGCCUUAUCAGUGCAGAUAAUCUAAAUCACAAAAUACUUGAAAAUUUGUUUCUGACUGACUGAUGGCAUUAUUAUUGCGGUUGUUCAAAUAUGCCUCACUCGAAUCUGCAAUACCUGCCCAUCGUCCUGGGCACUGCUCUUCCUGUCACCUUCAUCUGGACUUACAUCAUUGCAGUGUCAUUGCGGCAUGUCGAGCCAGGCUUCCCGUUCAUAAGCCACGCUGGAAAUGAAAUUCCUGAGAGCUGCUUUUUCGGACAAAUGCUCAACAUCUGCGCCGCCCUGAUGACGUUGUGUGUGUACAUCAGACACAGGCAGUUGGUGUCGCAAGAGCCGCCUUAUCGGCCGCCGCUCGCUCUGCUCAAGAGUGGUUUGUGGACGGGCUGGAUCGCCAGUCUGGGUGUCAGCAUCGUUGGGAAUUUCCAACUCGAGUCGCUCAUCAUUGUCCAUGGAGUCGGCGCAUUUUUCGCGUUUAUCAUCGGAAUCCCGUACUUGUGGAUUCAGGUUGUCUGCACAACUUACGACCCUCCGUCGAAGUAUUCAAAAGUUGUCAUCCAAACCCGAAUCGUCUUGGCUUCGAUCGCAACUUUUUCCCUGGUCGUUUUGCUGGCCACGAUGCUCGCAUCUUACAUCAUGCUUUCUUUAGGGCUGAAAAACGAUGUUCAAUUCGGUCUGUACUUGACCAGCGCCGUUGCCGAGUGGGUCAUGGCGAUGGCAAUGUCCGCCUUCAUAGUCACAUUUGCCCGCGAAUUCCAGCAAAUCUCCCUUACAACGCCAGAAGUGCACCGAAUCAAAAAGGGAGUGAAGCAGACCGGGAAUUACGGAUCCAUCUCUGAAGCAAGCAUUGAAACAGACUGAUUUUAUUUUUCAAUAAAAUAUAAAUUUUUUUUAUUGGAA